Messenger RNA from Camelina sativa (false flax), 937 nucleotides. The record is from RefSeq and is a predicted model, not a curated record. NCBI's taxonomy places the organism in Eukaryota, Viridiplantae, Streptophyta, Magnoliopsida, Brassicales, Brassicaceae.
GUUCAAGAUAUACUUAGAUAUGUGUAUGCAUAUUAAAGGGUGCAUGUUAGAUAGUUGCGUUUGUUCGGUUACUAAACGAACGGUUACGACCGUAGUACUCUAUAUAAUUGUGUGUAAUGUUGUAAGGCCAAAUCGUUGAGAAUAAUUGAGAAGUUUUCCACUUUUUCAUUCUCUGUUUUAUUCUCUACCAUGCUUGUAUUUGAAGCAAUGGCUUCUGGUAUAAUACAAGAGCAAAACUUCAACAUCGAGAAGCCUUUUAGGGUACGAUCCGAUUAACAAACAGUACAAGGUACUGGCCGUAACCAAAAAUCGUCAUGGAGAGGGAUAUAUCCUGACAUUAGGAACUGGAAGAAUGUCAUGGAGGAAGGUCCAACUUCGAGGGAACCAUUAUCCUAAAAGUCGAGGAGGGAUAUGCAUCAAUGGGGUUUUGUAUUACCUAGCUGCUGGCUACCAAAACAUUGAGAAAAUAGCUUGUUUUGAUGUUAGGUCUGAGAAACUUAGGUUUCUUGACGAAGACUCUACUACCAGGAGCAUAUUCAGUUGUUCUUCUCGCAGCCUAAGACUGAUUAAUUACAAGGGUAAAUUAGGCGUGACCAGUUUGGUCCGAAUCAGGAACUACGGUCAACAAUUUAGUAGACUCCGGUUGCGGUUGUGGAUUCUUGAGGAUGUCCAGAAACAGGACUGGUUGCAUCGUGAAUAUUUGCCCGAGAAUUUUGUCUAUGAAUGCCGUAUGUCCGUUGUUGGAGUGACUGCUUAUGGUGAAAUUAUUCUGUCCCCGGAUUAUCUAUGUGCUAAACCCUUCGUUGUGUUGUACAUUAAUCCCGAAAGAAACACUUUGCAACAAGUUUUAAUCCAAGGUUUAGAAGCGCCUAAAAUUAGUAGUAGUGUUUACACCUUUGUGGACUAUGCAGAAGAUUACAGGUUUACGUGACACAGA